This is a messenger RNA of Branchiostoma floridae (Florida lancelet), 1619 nucleotides long. RefSeq lists its product as uncharacterized. The record is from RefSeq and is a predicted model, not a curated record. Lineage: Eukaryota; Metazoa; Chordata; Leptocardii; Amphioxiformes; Branchiostomatidae. The transcript has 8 exons. The coding region runs from base 72 to 1619 and encodes 515 amino acids.
GCGAAGUGGACUUGUCCACACCUUACGGGACGCUUAGUCCUCUCCAAGCGCUACAGCGUCUUCAGAAUCAAAUGGACCAAUCCAACGGCGAAGCAGCUUCCCUGGAAAACGUGAUUGGAAUUGUUACAAGGAUUAACAACUUACUCCGGGUCAACACGUCACAGUCAUCCUUGGCCGGAUUCACUCCGGAACUGGAGGCAGGUAUAGAUCUGCUGCGGAAGUCUUCAGAACUCAUCAGAGCCACUGAAGGUUCCACUAUACCAAUGAUGGAGACGCUGCUUAACGUCACGGUACAGGCCGUGCCCAAUCUCGUUCAAAUGCUGCCUGCAGAAAAGUCGAUCAUACUUAAUACCACAACGCCUCUAUUAAGAAUGGAUGUCAUAGAUGUCAACUCAGUCAAUAUAUCUCCUAAACAACAGCUGAAGAACAUAAAACACCAGCAGUGGAAAUACGAUCAACAGCUUCGUAACGCUGGACUGUCUUUGGGACAAACUAUGGAACGAACAGCCAAUAGUCUUCUAGACAUCUUGCCAGACACCAAAGACUACAUGAAGGCAUUUGAAAAAGAUGACGUCACUGUUGCGGUUGCAAGGUCCACUAGGAAAGAUAUAAUACUUCAGAGUCGUCAAGUUAACGUGUCAGCAUUUCCCACACACUGUAAUAUAGAAGGGGGUACAGAUGCCAAGAUGAUUGUGAUGAAGAAAAACUUGUUUUCGUGGAAUGCCUCUACGUUUGGGGAAAACGUCACCACGCCCGUGACUAUGUUUUCGUGGGGAUCCCAGCGCUUUGACCACAACUGCUCUGUGCAGCUGAACCUCUCCCAUCCUAUAGCAAUCGAAAAUAUAGAAGACCCAAGACGUCAAAAACGUGACCUUCAAGAGCGUGGUCUUGUUGGGGCACAGUUUGCUCUGGGCGGCAUUGUCGUUGGACAAAACAGCAACGAGACGAUGGUUUUAUAUGCAUUUGAUGUACCAGCCGUUACUGCUGUUGUUGUGAUGCAGUUAUCGUGGUGGGAUCACGCCGCUGCCUUCCGCGUCUUCUUCCGUUACGACACGCCACCAACAGAGCAGCUUUAUGACGACAAGAUGGUAGUUGAGGAGGAAGAUGCUGUUCUGGCUUGGCGUCGAGGCACAAACAGCGUGCGAAAAUUUGUCCCAAAUAUCACGAAACGACGGGGGAGACUUUAUGUUGGGGUACAAAAAGCAGAAUCUGACAGCCUUUUGCAAACGGCACUUUCGCCCAAAGACUUCGUACUUCAGGCAUCAGCAGUGAGCUGUCUUAACUGGGAUCAUACAUUCGAGAAGUGGCAAGACGUAGGCUGUGGGGUUGGCGUGGAUCCAUUUGAUAGUACCUUCAGAUGUAACUGCGACGUUCCCAAGCCGAAGGCUGUCAUUGGCGGCUCCUUGCACGCCCUUCCAAAUACUAUCGAAUUGGAGGACAUCUUCAAAGAUCCCAGCAUCCUUAAUGACAACAACCUCGUUUACUACACGGUUAUUUGCGAGUGGGCUCUCUACUUGGUGUUAAUGAUUAUACUCAACGUCGACUUUCAGCGCUUUCGAGUAAGUACAUCUUCUUCGUACUAUGCCCCUUCAUCGUCACAUUAUCAUUUCUGCAGCUGA